ACUCUCGACUUUAAAAAGUCUCUUUCUCUCAAUCUAUCUAUCUAUCUAUCGACCAUCGCCUUUAACACUCAAUUUUCCAAAAUGUCGAACAUUCAUCAUCAGAAUCGCCGGCCUUCGUUUUCGUCGUCGACAAAAUCGUCCAUAGCGAAGCGUUCGGAAAACAUGACUUCGAAACCAGCGGUUAUGACGAAGAAACGAGCCCCGCUUGGUAACAUCACAAAUCAAAAGAAGGGUUCACGAUCUUCUUCUGAUCUCGCCGCCGCCAAUAAGUCCAAGCUAGCAAUUAGUGUAAAGCCAAGCGUAAGCAAAGGAACUUCUCCUAGCAAAUCUGAUGAUGAGGAGACGAUGUCUUCGUCCUACAAGAGCCCUCAAGUGGAGUACAUCGAACAAGUCUCCUCCUCCUCCGCUGUUGUUUCCAUCGAAAGGAAGGCGUUGAGUAAUCUUUACAUAACUCCCAGUUCAGUUAACUGUUGCAGAAGAGAUGUGUUGUCUGAUAAGGAGAAUAGGGAUAAGGUUGUAAACAUAGACAACAAUGACGCGGAUCCGCAGCUCGUUGCAACGUUUGCUUGUGAUAUCUACAAGCAUCUUCGUGCGGCAGAGACAAAGAAGCGGCCUGCUACCGAUUUCAUGGAGAGAGUUCAGAAAGAUGUUAACUCAACUAUGCGCGGAAUCUUAGUUGAUUGGCUUGUUGAGGUAUCAGAAGAGUAUAGGCUUGUACCCGAGACGCUUUAUUUGACAGUGAACUACAUUGAUAGAUAUCUAUCUGGGAAUGUGAUUAGUAGACAGAAGCUUCAGUUGCUUGGUGUGGCGUGUAUGAUGAUAGCAGCAAAAUACGAGGAGAUAUGUGCACCCCAAGUUGAGGAGUUCUGCUACAUCACUGAUAAUACAUACCUCAAAGAUGAGGUUCUUGACAUGGAAUCUGCUGUUCUGAAUUACUUGAAGUUUGAAAUGUCAGCGCCAACAACCAAAUGCUUUUUAAGACGCUUUGUUCGGGCUGCUCAUGAGGUCCAUGAGGCUCCACUGAUGCACCUGGAAUGUAUGGCCAGCUACAUUGCGGAAUUAUCCCUUUUGGAGUACACAAUGCUUUCGCAUCCUCCUUCACUGCUUGCUGCUUCAGCCAUUUUCUUGGCCAAGUACAUUCUAGACCCGACAAGGAGACCAUGGGUAUGUACUUGUACUUUGUUUAGACCAUGGAACUCGACAUUGCAACAUUAUACGCAGUAUAGAGCAAUGGAAUUGAGAGGAUGUGUUAAGGAUCUUCAACGAUUGUCUAGUAACGCUCAUGUCUCUACUCUUCCUGCUGUAAGAGAGAAGUACAGUCAACACAAAUACAAGUUUGUGGCAAAGAAGUUUUGUCCAUCCAUAAUCCCUCCAGAGUUCUUCAACAACAGUUAGAUCAAUCCUCAAUUAACUUUGUUCCAAUGCUGCGUUGGAUUGUCUGAUUGUAUAUGAUUAUUCCUGCUGUUUCUGCAGUUUCUUAAAAAAAAAUUAGCUAUC
Messenger RNA from Raphanus sativus (radish), 1497 nucleotides. Its product is annotated as cyclin-A1-1. Lineage: Eukaryota; Viridiplantae; Streptophyta; Magnoliopsida; Brassicales; Brassicaceae. Bases 82 to 1395 code for a protein of 437 amino acids. Gene Ontology annotation, biological process: regulation of cyclin-dependent protein serine/threonine kinase activity; mitotic cell cycle phase transition. The record is from RefSeq and is a predicted model, not a curated record. Gene Ontology annotation, cellular component: cyclin-dependent protein kinase holoenzyme complex; nucleus; cytoplasm. Gene Ontology annotation, molecular function: cyclin-dependent protein serine/threonine kinase regulator activity. The transcript is spliced from 10 exons.